Molecule: messenger RNA, 1173 nt
Organism: Drosophila ficusphila
Lineage: Eukaryota; Metazoa; Arthropoda; Insecta; Diptera; Drosophilidae
Gene: sro
Product: D-beta-hydroxybutyrate dehydrogenase, mitochondrial
Exons: 2
Coding region: 48-1055 (335 amino acids)
Molecular function (GO): oxidoreductase activity
Source: RefSeq, a predicted model, not a curated record
GCAUCCACGAAUCGGAUCUUUGUUUCAGUAACUCGAAAACUGGCGAUAUGAGCGGUAGUCAAUUUUUUCGUGCCCUGGGACGAACUUUGGGAUUGGGUAGAAAACAGCUGAAGGUCGACAGCCGACAUGUGGUGAUCAUCACGGGCUGCGACUCGGGAUUGGGUCAUUCACUGGCCGUAUAUUGCCAUGACUUGCUCCGGAUGACAGUGGUUUCCUGCUGUCAUAAUCUCAAAUCCGAGGGAGCAAAAUUGCUGCAGGCCUUAAACUCCUGUAAAGAUGGCCAGGCUAGGAUGCACACCUUGGAACUGGAUCUUUUGGAGCCCGACUCCAUUCGCCGCGUGCAUCAGCAGCUCAAGGAUAUAUUGGCCAAAGAUACAAGCUAUAGGUUAACGGCGCUUAUCAACAACGCGGGAGUAAUGUGCUUUGGGGAAUUCGAGUGGCAGAUACCCGAGCAGAUCGAUAACCAAAUCAACUGCAAUCUGCUGGGCACCAUGAGAUUGACCCGGGAAUUGCUGCCUCUACUCCGCCAGCAGCGGGGCAGGAUCAUCAACGUGACCAGUCACUGUGGAUUGCGGGCUCUUCCAGCUCUGGGUCCUUAUGCCGCCUCCAAAGCAGCUCUUCGCUUUUGGACGGAUGCCCUGCGGGUGGAACUGCAACAGUACGGCAUGGAGGUGGUAAACUUCAUACCAGGUUCCUUUGUUCUCGAUAGCAACAUAGCAGCCAGGCAGCAGCAACAUGCCCAGAAGAUGAGGGAAGCCUUCAGCCAGGAGCAACAUGCUCUGUACGACACCUACUUCGAGGCCUUCAAUAGUUACCUAAAAGUUCUCAGUGGAUUCAAGCCACCAAACCGACUAAAGAACGACUCGCUGCUGGCCAAGUUCAAGGAUGCCUUGACCAGCUCACAACCUUUGGACUUGUACAUCGAGGAACCGCGUCGAUAUUGCCUCUACCGUUGGCUCUUUGCGAUCUGUCCCACUCCUUUGGUGGAUUGGCUCACCCUGCGCUUCUGCGCCAUGCCCACAUUCGAGUCCACAAAAAGACAGAAUCAGAUGUAGGAUAAUACGUAGUCUAUACAAUUAAAAUAUACAAUUGUAGCACAUUGCAAUACUUGGCUAAGGGCUGUGGCAAAUAAAUCGAGCUGAAUCCUGGGAAUGGAAAGCGACGAAACAAAAA